Solanum dulcamara is the source of this 3670-nucleotide messenger RNA. Its product is annotated as putative disease resistance protein RGA1. The transcript is spliced from 2 exons. Lineage: Eukaryota; Viridiplantae; Streptophyta; Magnoliopsida; Solanales; Solanaceae. Bases 285 to 3248 code for a protein of 987 amino acids. Gene Ontology annotation, molecular function: protein binding; ADP binding. Gene Ontology annotation, biological process: defense response to other organism. The record is from RefSeq and is a predicted model, not a curated record.
AUUCAUUGUUUACUAUUCUAGUAAUCUAGACUCCCUCCACAUAUCUAAUAUUCUUAAUAGUGAAUUCAACAUAUGGCUGAAGCUUUCAGUAAAGAUCUGAUAGACAAUCUCACUUCUUUCCUCAAAGGGGAACUUGCAUUGCUUUUCGGUUUUCAAAAUGAGUUCCAAAGGCUUUUAAGCAUCUUCUCUACAAUCCAAACCGUCCUUGAAGCAACUCAAGGAAAAUCUCACUUCUUUACUCAAAAUUACAGUUCCUCUAAUAUUCGUAAUAGCGAAUUCCACACAUGACUGAAGCUUUCAUUCAAGUUCUGUUAGAAAAUCUAUCUUACUUCCUUAAAGGGGAACUUGUAUUGCUUUUCGGUUUUGAAAAUGAGUUCCAAAGGCUUUCAAGCAUGUUUUCUACAAUACAAGCGGUCCUUGAAGAUGCUGAGGAGAAGCAACUCAAGGACAAGCCACUAGAAAAUUGGUUGCAAAAACUCAAUGCUGCUACAUAUGAAGUGGAUGACAUCUUGGAUGAAUAUAAAACUAAAGCCAAACGAUUCUUGCAGUCUGAAUAUGGUCGUUAUCAUCCAAAGGCUAUCCCUUUCCGUCGCAAGGUCGGGAAAAGGAUGGACCAAGUGAUGAAAAAACUAAAUGCAAUUGCUGAGGAAAGAAAGAAUUUCCAUUUGCACGAAAAGAUUAUAGAGAGACAAGCUGCUAGACAAGAAACAGGUUCUGUAUUAACUGAACCACAAGUUUAUGGAAGGGGCAAAGAGGAAGAUGAGAUAGUGAAAAUCCUGAUAAAAAAUGUUAGUGAUGCCCAAGAACUUUCAGUCCUCCCAAUACUUGGUAUGGGGGGACUAGGAAAGACGACUCUUGCCCAAAUGGUCUUCAAUGAUCAGAGAGUAACUGAGCAUUUCCAUCCCAAAAUAUGGAUUUGUGUCUCGGAUAAUUUUGAUGAGAAGAGGUUGAUAAAGGCAAUUGUAGAAUCUAUCGAAGGAAAGUAUCUUGGUGACAUGGACUUGGAUCCCCUUCAAAAGAAGCUUCAGGAGCUGCUGGAUGGAAAAAGAUACUUUCUUGUCUUAGAUGAUGUUUGGAAUGAAGAUCAAGAGAAGUGGUCUAGUUUAAGAGCAGUCUUGAAGGUUGGAGCGAGUGGUGCUUCUGUUCUAACCACUACUCGUCUUGAAAAGGUUGGAUCAAUUAUGGGAACUGUGCAACCAUAUGAAUUGUCAAAUCUGUCUCAAGAAGAUUGUUGGUUGUUGUUCAUGCAACGUGCAUUUGGACACCAAGAAAAAAUAAAUCCUAACCUUGUGGCUAUCGGAAAGGUGAUUGUGAAAACAUGUGGUGGUGUGCCUCUAGCAGCCAAGACUCUUGGAGGUAUUUUGCGCUUCAAAAGAGAAGAAAGAGAAUGGGAACAUGUGAGAGAUAAUGUGAUUUGGAAUUUGCCUCAAGAUGGAAGUUCUAUUCUGCCUACCCUGAGACUUAGUUAUCAUCAUCUUCCACCUGAUUUGAGACCAUGCUUUGUGUAUUGUGCGGUGUUCCCAAAGGAUACUGAAAUGGAAAAGGAAAAUCUAAUCUCUCUCUGGAUGGCACAUGGUUUUCUUUUAUCGAAAGGAAACUUGGAGCUAGAGGAUGUAGGUAAUGAAGUAUGGAAUGAAUUAUACUUGAGGUCUUUCUUCCAAGAGAUUGAAGUUAAAUCUGGUAAAACUUAUUUCAAGAUGCAUGAUAUCAUUCAUGAUUUGGCUACAUCUCUGUUUUCGGCAAGCGCAUCAAGCAGCAGCAUCCGCGAAAUAAAUGUAAAAGGUUACCCACAUAUGAUGUCCACUGGUUUCGCUGAAGUGGUGUCUUCUUACUCUCCUUCGCUCUUGGAAAAGUUUGUCUCGCUGAGGGUGCUUAAUCUAAGCAAUUUAGAACUUAAGCAGUUACCAUCUUCCAUUGGAGAUCUAGUACAUUUAAGAUACUUGAACCUGUCUGGCAAUAGGAUGCGUAGUCUUCCAAAGCAGUUAUGCAGGCUUCAAAAUCUGCAGACUCUUGAUCUACAUAAGUGCCAGUCACUUUCUUGUUUGCCAAAACAAACAAGUAAACUUGGUAGUCUCCGAAAUCUUUUACUUGAUCAUUGUUAUGAAUGGACUUGUAUGCCACCAAGGAUAGGAUCUUUGACAUGCCUUAAGACUCUAGGUCGCUUUGUUGUGGGUGAGAGGAAAGGUUAUCAACUUGGUGAACUACGAAACCUGAAUCUCCAAGGCUCAAUUUCAAUCACACACCUUGAGAGAGUGAAGAACGAUACAGAGGCAAAAGAAGCCAACUUAUCUGCAAAAGCAAAUCUGCACUCUUUAAGCAUGAGUUGGGAUAUAUAUGGACCACAUAGAUAUGAAUCAGAAGUGCUUGAAUGCCUCAAACCACACCCCAAUCUGAAAUAUUUAGAAAUCAUAGGCUUUAGUGGAUUCCGUCUCCCAGACUGGAUCAAUUACUUAUUUUUGGAAAGGGUCGUCUCUAUUAUAAUUAAUGGUUGCGGAAACUGCUCGUGCUUACCACCAUUUGGUGAGCUGCCUUGUCUAGAAAGUCUACAGUUAUGGAAAGGGUCUGUGAAGGUGGAUUAUGUUGAGGAAGAGGAUAUUGAUGUUCAUUCUAGAUUCCCCAGAAGAAUAAGGUUUCCAUCUCUGAGAAAACUUAUUAUAGGCGGAUUUCGUAAUCUGAAAGGAUUGCUGAAAAAGGAAGUAGAAGAGCAAUUCCCUGUGCUUGAAGAGAUGACGAUUUACUGGUGCCCUAUGUUUGUUAUUCCGACACUUUCUACUGUCAAGACAUUGGAAGUUUAUGGGGACAUGGCAGAUGCAACAGGUUUCAGGUCCAUAUCUAAUCUUAGGGCUCUUACUUUCCUCCACAUUAGGCGUAACAAAGCUUCUUCGCUCCCAGAAGAGAUGUUCAAAAGCCUUGCAAAUCUCAAAUACUUGACUAUCUCUUUCUUGGAGAAUCUCAAAGAGCUGCCUACCAGCCUGGCUAGUCUCCAUGCUUUGAAGCGUCUGAAAAUUGAAUAUUGUUGGGCACUAGAGAAACUCCCCCAGGAAGGGCUGGAAGGCUUUACUUCACUCACGGAGUUAUCUGUUUAUAACUGUAAGAUGUUAAAAUGUUUGCCCGAGGGAUUGCAGCACCUAACAGCCCUCACAAGUUUAACAAUUAGGGAAUGUCCAGAACUGGAAAAGCGGUGUGAAAUGGGAAUAGGAGAAGACUGGCAUAAAAUUGCUCAUAUUCCUGAUGUGUUUAUCCGUUAAGCCUUAUUCCCAAUAGAGGUCCUUCCUUCCAUUGGAUGCAAUUUUCUGAUUUUCUUUUGGAAACAAGUCAACGAUUUCUUAAGAUCCAUUUGUAUUAUACUUGUCGACUAUCACUUAGAGCAGAUGUCUAAAAUGUUUCUGAGAGAGUAACUAUAGGUCAGCAAUUUCUGAUGGAGAACGAACAUCCCAUGAUAUUUGCUUAUUUUUAAUAUUAUUAAGAGUCAUGAUUAAUUUUCUUAAUUAAGAAAUAAAUAUGUACUCUGGCUAUAUAUGUUUAGGUACAUUUUGAGUUAAAAACUGUUAAAUUAAUAAACUUCCUUUUUCCUUUGAUGGUUGAUGAAAAACUAUGGAACCAAUAGGAUUACUCACCUAAGAUAGCUGAGGAAGUAUAGUGUCUACUAUUGUAAAGAGAAAAUGAAGUG